Molecule: messenger RNA, 2888 nt
Organism: Leptonychotes weddellii (Weddell seal)
Lineage: Eukaryota; Metazoa; Chordata; Mammalia; Carnivora; Phocidae
Source: RefSeq, a predicted model, not a curated record
CAGUGAGGUUAGAGCCGGCGCUCUGGGCGCGCGGGACGGACCCCGGCGCAGCCUCGCCGGCUGUGCGCCCCGGGCCGAGCGGCUCCGGCUCUGCGCUCAGUUUCCUGACCUGUAACCGGGCGUGGACAAUGGCAGCGGGGCGGCGGGACUGAACGUGUGGGCGGUGCCCGGCCCGGGGGAGGGUCAGUGAGUUAUUGCGGCCCCUACUGCAGCCGGAGUCCUACGUCCUUCUUCUCUGAGCCGCACGGCCGAGAGGGGGUCCCGGACCCCUGGGGCUGGCCCUCGUCUCUGGGCCUGUCUAGCCCCAGCUCCUUCUGACUUUCCUCUCCGAGGGCUCGUGGCCUCGUUCUCGGGCGGUGUAAGGAUGUCAGAGCUGGCGAUUCUCAGGGGUGGAAAGCACGAGGGGCUUCUCCCUCCUGGCUCCCUAUUUCCUCUUUCAGAUCUGCCUUCUGGAGACCGCACCCGUCCUCGCAGAAGAGCCCAGAAAGAAGACAUGGCUCUUGGACCGAGGGAAGCAAGGUCUCGAGUGUCGGUGACCUUCGAGGAUGUGGCUGUGCUCUUCACGCGGGAUGAGUGGAGGAAGCUGGAUCCUUCUCAGAGAAACGUGUACCAGGAAGUGAUGCUGGAGAACUACAGUAACCUGGUCUCACUGGGACUCCUGUUUUCCAAACCAAAAGUGAUCUCCCUGUUGCAGCAAGGAGAAGAUCCCUGGAGGGUAGAGAAAGAAAGUCCUGGAGGCCCCUCUCUAGGAUGUAAGAGCAGUCCUAAAACUACAAAGUCAACUCAAACCCAAGAUUCAUCAUUUCAGGGGCUAAGAAGGAAAAGACUCAAAAGGGAUGAACCCUGGAAUUUCAUAUCAGAAAAACCCUGCAUAUAUGAAGAAAGAUUAAAGAAACAAAAGGACAAAAAAGAAAGUUUACAAAUAAUUUCAAUCACCCAUACAAAAAUCCUCACUGUAGAAAGAAACCAUAAAAAUAUUGACUUUGGCCAAAAUUUCAGCCUGAAAUCAGUCUUUGUUAAGCAACAGAGGGUUGCUAGAGAAAAAACACCCUCAAAAUAUGAAAUACAAAGAAAUAGUUUCAAGCAGAAUUCAAACUUACUUAACCAACCAAAAAUCAAAACAGCAGAGAAGCGGUAUAAAUGUAGCAUUUGUGAAAAAGCCUUCAUUCACAAUUCUUCCCUUCGUAAACAUCAGAAAAACCACACCGGAGAGAAAUUAUUUAAAUGUAGAGAAUGUUUGAAAGCUUUCAGCCAAAGUUCAGCUCUCAUUCAGCAUCAAAGAACUCAUACUGGAGAGAAACCCUACAUCUGUAAAGAAUGUGGAAAAGCUUUCAGUCAUAGUGCAUCCCUUUGUAAACACCUAAGAACCCACACUGUGGAGAAAUCCUAUAGAUGUAAAGAAUGUGGUAAAUCCUUCAGCAGAAGGUCUGGCCUUUUUAUACAUCAAAAAAUCCACGCUGGAGAAAAUCCCCAUAGAUACAAUCCAGGUAGGAAGGCAUCCAGCACAUCCCUUCCCGGAUGUCAGAGAAUUCAUCUCAGAAAGAAGUCCUAUUUAUGUAAUGAAUGUGGCAACACCUUUAAGUCUAGCUCAUCCCUUCGUUAUCAUCAGAGGAUUCACACGGGAGAGAAACCUUUCAAGUGCAGUGAAUGUGGGAGAGCCUUCAGUCAGAGUGCAUCUCUUAUCCAGCACGAAAGAAUUCACACUGGAGAAAAGCCCUAUCGAUGUAACGAAUGUGGAAAAGGUUUCACUUCUAUUUCACGACUUAAUAGACACCGGAUAAUACAUACCGGUGAGAAACUGUAUAACUGUAAUGAAUGUGGCAAAGCCUUAAGUUCUCACUCGACGCUUAUCAUUCAUGAAAGAAUUCACACUGGAGAGAAACCGUGUAAAUGUAAAGUGUGUGGGAAAGCCUUCCGACAGAGUUCAGCUCUCAUUCAACAUCAGAGGAUGCAUACCGGGGAAAGACCCUAUAAAUGCAACGAGUGCGGGAAAACAUUCAGGUGUAACUCAUCCCUUAGUAAUCAUCAGAGAAUUCACACAGGAGAGAAACCCUAUCGAUGUCUGGAAUGUGGGAUAUCUUUUGGCCAAAGUGCAGCUCUUAUUCAGCAUCAAAGGAUUCAUACAGGAGAAAAACCCUUUGAAUGUAACACAUGUGGGAAAACUUUUAGACAGAGCUCAUCACUUAUUGCCCAUCAGAGAAUUCAUACUGGAGAGAAACCAUAUGAAUGUAAUGCAUGUGGGAAACUAUUCAGCCAGAGGUCAUCCCUUACUAAUCAUUAUAAAAUCCACACUGAAGAGGAUUCCUUGAAAGCAGAUUUGCAUGUGUGAAAGCCUUAAACCAAAGCUCAGCAGAGUAUACAUACUUGAGAUUGAUUUAAUAAAUGUCAUGAACAUGAGAAAACUUUUCAAUUUUAAUUUUGUUUCAUCAGAUAUUAAAUUCUAAGGAUAAAAAGCUCUGACUAUGUGAUAAAUAUGUGGAAAACUUUCAUACCUGUCAGUCACUUUUUAAAAUAUCCUAAGACAAGGAAAUCACAAUUGUAAUUUGAUUGCAAAACCACAAUUUUGACCAUUUGUAAGAUAAAAGGUGGGGUUUUUCUAUCUCUUUAUACAGCAUUAUACACUAUAUGUAAUAUGUAAACAUGAGAAAAAUCUAGGUGUAGGAGUGCUGGAUUUCUCAUUAGAAAGACACCAACUGUAUAAGCCAGCAGCAUAUUUAUUAGAACUAACAUUUUAAUAGCAAACAGAACUGAUCUUAAAAUAUAUGCAUAUGUAGACCAAAUAAUAGAUUAAAAAAAAAAAACCUGCAAACUACCUCAGUCUCUGGAAUUUGCCUUUUCCUAAAUUGUUGUCAAGCUUUGUGCAUGGUUUUCAUUAAAAAAGAGAAAGA